UGGUUCAGUCAGUAAGGGAGGGGAAGAAGAGAGGGAAAGAAAAAGGAAGCUCUCCGAUAGGUUUUUGUUUGUAUUUCUCCAAAGUUACACAAACUUUCCCAAAACCAAGGUAUGACUGGAGGCCUUAUGGGGAUCAACAUGCUGAAGAGAGAGAUCUGAAGGGAAGGACGGACAUCAGUUUGUCAGCAGUUGUGCACAGCUGAUGACAACAUCAAAUAUUUAUUCUUUUUAAGGCCUUGGGCCCUCGAGUGAUUAUAAAGAGUGUCCAAAGUAAAAGGAUGUGUUGAUCCAAUGCUUCCUCUUCUAAAACCCUCAGACCCUGGACAGAGUAAAAGAGAGACAAUGUCCUCUGAACUGAACUCCAGUCUCACCAGUAUUGACUGGCUGCCUCAGCUGGGAAUCAGCAGCUUGCGCUCGGGGAGAGAGAGAGGAGGAGGCGAGAGGGACAAGAAGAAAGACAGAGGGAGGGAGAGGGGAGACUUACUACCCUCUGUGCCGGACCCCUCCCCUUCUAACUACAAAGGGAAACCCCCUCACAGCUAUGCCACUCUCAUCGCUAUGGCAAUAGCAGCUGCACCUGAGAGGAAGUUGAGUUUGAAUGACAUCUACACCUGGAUCAAUGACACGUUUCCCUACUACAGCCGAGCUGGCCGUGGAUGGAAAAACUCCAUUCGGCAUAAUCUGUCCCUUAAUAAAUGCUUCAGGAAAGUUCCUCGGCCGCAGAAUGACCCCGGCAAGGGUUCCUAUUGGACAAUGGAUGGACCUGCAGAGGUGAAUCAAGUGAGGGCACCUAAACGUCCCUAUCCAGAGGAGGAAGAGGAGAGGCUGGAUGACUGUAAUACCUUUUCCAACCUUGGAAAUGGUAACGCUGUGCUGUUACAGGAUUCUCAAGCACCGGGGACAGAAGCAGAGAGACCACCCUCCCACACAGACCACCAGCUUCUUAACACAGAGCCACUGGGAGCCAUCCAGCAGCAGCCACCCCAUUCUGCCUCCCUCUCUCCUCCCCCAUGCAAGCAACCGUCACCCUACAUGCCAAGCCCUCUGUCCACUCACCCUGUCGAGCAUCCAUCUGUCUCUCCUCCAGCUGGGCCUCCUCCUGCUGCCUCCAUGUCUACUACCAAUUCCUUCCCACCUUGCCAUCCACCCGGCCCCACUUUCUCCAUCCCCGCUGCCUCUGCUACACCUCUGUCUGCUGCCAAUAUGUCUUCUCCCUCUUUCUCUGGUGCCACUCUGUCUUUUCCUGCUAAUUCAGUAUCUGUUCCCACUUUCUCCUGCGCUCCUAACUCAGUGUCUGUUUGCACAGUGUUAGGACCCACUCAUUCCUCUGCAUGUGUUGUCCCUUCAUCUGUUGCUGCCCCUCCUGUCUUAUUAAACUCCUCCACUGAUCCUCCGCUGCGUUUCACCUUCGAUGAGAUGAACUUACCAGACUUGUAUGCGUCUUUCAAGUCUCUCUUCAAGACCAUGCGGGAGAAGGGAGGCUCACAGUCGGAUGUUGCUCCCCUGGCUGUUCUGAACAAUGACACUACCCCACUGCACACGCCGACUCUGCUCCCAAUGUCUCCCCACCCUGCACCGGCUGCACACCCUCCUGAGACAGAGCGCAUUACACAAUACACGGUGCCAGCUGAUUGGUUCAAUAACCAAGAUUCUCUGAAGAAGAGCUUCCGCAUUGCCAGCAAUCUAGACUGGGCAAACAUAGACCUAUCUGGUCACCCAGACCUCCUGGAGAGCAUGCGACAGGCAGAGCUCUGCGACUGGGCCCUGGACCCGACACUCUUCACUUCCCUCUGUGACUCUCUGAACCGCUUCUUCACCCAGAAAGGCAUGAUCAACUCUGGGAAUAACUCCCCACAAGCCCUCGGUUCACCUCCCUCCUUACAGGUCCCACCAUUCACCUCCAAUCCACCUCCUACCCUCGCCAGCCUCACUCACCCCUCACCCCUCCCUUACUCUCCCAUAGUUCACCCUGCCAGUGGAGUGCAGCCACCCCGGAGGGCUCUGCACAUGCAGGGACAGGGCCUUCAAAGACCACAGCUAACACAACCUGCUAACACAACUGCUGGGAUGCAGCCUCAGUCUAUGACACCCCGACAGCAUCCUCCAUUAAAGAGUCUGCACAGCAACAGUGAGGAGAUCCAGGAUGACUUUGACUGGGAUUCUCUGCUCGUUUGACCCUCACAGACUGUGUGGAGGAAAGGAUUACAACAAAACUUUUCAACGAAAUGUGGUUCUUCCCAGCAGUCUUCACUAAACUUGAUGCUGAGGCUGCCUCUUACUUGUGCAUCUUGAAGUUUCUCGGGGUGCAAGUUUGUCACAUUUGACUGAACGCUGUAUUUCAAGGUAGAAAUAGUUGUACAUGUUUUCACCUUUAUUCAAAUUCAUAUGCUGUAAUAACUUUUUAGCUUUUCUUCUGCAGGUAAUUGGCAGGGUGUUUUUUCUGUUGGAUUUUAGAUUCAUAAACAUGUUCGCCAAAGAAAAUAAACUGUAAAUAUAUUCUCGUCACAUUAUUGUUCUCUGCAGCA
This is a messenger RNA of Sander lucioperca (pikeperch), 2525 nucleotides long. RefSeq names its product forkhead box J2 (gene foxj2). The transcript is spliced from 10 exons. The record is from RefSeq and is a predicted model, not a curated record. Bases 292 to 2175 code for a protein of 627 amino acids. NCBI's taxonomy places the organism in Eukaryota, Metazoa, Chordata, Actinopteri, Perciformes, Percidae. Gene Ontology annotation, cellular component: nucleus. Gene Ontology annotation, biological process: regulation of transcription by RNA polymerase II. Gene Ontology annotation, molecular function: RNA polymerase II cis-regulatory region sequence-specific DNA binding; DNA-binding transcription factor activity, RNA polymerase II-specific.